AUGAAUAGCCCAGUUCUUCGCCAGUUGCGGGGUCGCAAUGCGGUUAUUACAGGCGGUGCUGCCGGACUGGGUGCUUCUCUCGCUCUUGAAACAGCAUCACUGGGGAUGAGAGUGAUUGUCGUUGAUAUUGAUACUAAGGCUGCGCAGCAAACUGUGAGCCAGAUCACGAGGAGUGGUGGCGCCGCCGAAUAUAUCAAGACCGACGUCUCCGUGCCCACAGAGGUCGAUAAGCUUGCAGAAUCAGUCUACCAGAAGCACGGCUCGGAUAUCCCGCCUGAGCGAUGGGCAGCCACCAUCGACGUGAACAUUCAGGGUGUCGUCAGCAGUGUGCGAGCUUUUCUACCCCGCAUGAUUGCGUCUGGGGAGGAAAGCUGGGUUGCCAAUGUGGGGAGCGUAGGUGCAAUGGGCGUCGUACCGGCCCAGACAGCAUACAUUAUGACCAAGGCCGCUAUUCAAGCUUUCACCGAGGGGCUCUUUGCGGAGAUGCAGCUCCAACACUCGCCCAUUCACGUAUCCCUCGUACUUCCCGGGCUGCUACGUACUGGAAUUUUUCGCCACAACAGAGACUCGCAUGAAACCGGCCAGAGUCAGCUCCAAGCAUAUCGCAAGUACCUGAGUCAGCUUGCAGACACCAACGGGAUGGAUGUUGGAGAGGCUGGCAAGCUGAUUAUGGAGCAAAUUGUGAGUGGGAAAUUCUGGAUCACGACACACCCAGAAACCUUGGACGAUUUUAUCUGCAAGCGGGUGCAGUACCUACAGGAAAAGGGCUCUCCUGUGUCAAUGAUGCCCAAGUCAAGUACUCUCUUCGAUUUCUGA
Molecule: messenger RNA, 816 nt
Organism: Clonostachys byssicola
Lineage: Eukaryota; Fungi; Ascomycota; Sordariomycetes; Hypocreales; Bionectriaceae
Source: the annotation of a GenBank genome assembly